CCCCGCCCGUAGUGGGGGCGGUCCGAAGCCGGGACCGGGGCCGGGCCGGGCCGGGUCCCGGUGGCGGCGGAGGGGCCAUGGCCAAGGCCUACGACCACCUCUUCAAGCUGCUGCUGAUCGGGGACAGCGGCGUGGGCAAGACCUGCCUCAUCAUCCGCUUCGCCGAAGACAACUUCACCAGCACCUACAUCUCUACCAUCGGGAUCGACUUCAAAAUCCGGACAGUGGACAUCGAUGGGAAGAAAAUCAAGCUGCAGGUCUGGGACACAGCAGGACAAGAGCGCUUCAAAACCAUCACCACAGCCUAUUACCGUGGAGCUGUGGGCAUCAUCCUGGUGUACGACAUCACUGAUGCAAAAUCCUUUGAGAAUAUCCAAAACUGGAUGAAGAGCAUCAAGGAGAACGCCUCAGCAGGGGUCGAGCGUCUCCUGAUCGGCAACAAGUGUGACAUGGAGAGCAAGCGCAAAGUGCAGCGCGAGGAGGCAGAGAAGCUGGCAAAGGAGCAUGGAAUCCGCUUCUUUGAGACCAGUGCCAAGUCCAGCGUGAACGUGGAGGAGGCCUUCAGCAUGCUGGCACGGGACAUCCUGCAGAAAUCCUCCCGGAAAGCAGCCUCCAGCGGCAGCAGGCCCCUGCUAGAGCCCGGCCCCGCGAGGAAGGCCGGGGGCAAAUGCUCCCUGGCAUAGAGCCACUGGACUGCCCCCGCCGCCACCGCUUCCCCUGCCUGCCCCGGUGCAGCGCGGGCGCCUCUCUGGGGGUUGGGGAACCGACACGACGAGUUCGCAGGGGUCGCCGAGACUGGCUGGGGGGUGGUAACAGGGCUGACACCCCCCCCGCCCAGUCCACAUCUUGUGCCAUAAAGCCCAGCUUGUGCCUUG
Messenger RNA from Pogoniulus pusillus (Red-fronted tinkerbird), 875 nucleotides. RefSeq names its product RAB13, member RAS oncogene family (gene RAB13). The coding region runs from base 78 to 683 and encodes 201 amino acids. Lineage: Eukaryota; Metazoa; Chordata; Aves; Piciformes; Lybiidae. Gene Ontology annotation, cellular component: trans-Golgi network transport vesicle; synaptic vesicle; plasma membrane. The record is from RefSeq and is a predicted model, not a curated record. Gene Ontology annotation, biological process: endocytic recycling; regulation of exocytosis; Golgi vesicle fusion to target membrane. The transcript has 8 exons. Gene Ontology annotation, molecular function: GTPase activity; GTP binding.